AUGGAGGAGCAGCUUACCGCGCUGCGGGAGAAGCAUCGGAUGGUGGAGAAUGUUCUCCAUGAGCAACGGGACUACGACGUGCUUCGUCAGCGUCUAGCGGAGUCCGAGAACUGUCUCGCGGAAGCCUGGGCAGAGGAGCGAGAGCAGGUGCUCGAGGCGCGUGGACAAGUGGCCGAAGCAGAGGGACUUAAGGCACAGUAUAAGAGUAUCGCCCAGUCCGAGCGCUAUCACAGCCUAUCCAUCCAACUCCGCGAUGUUCUUUUUGAGAAGAAGUGUCUAGGUAUUGAACAAAACAGCGCUGCGGUUACGCAGUCGAGGCUUGACCAAGACCUCGCCACGGCUCGAGCGGAGAUCAAGCGCCGCAAGGGGAAGGCGGAGAAAACCGAGGUCGUCCAGCAGGUGGGUCUGCAUCGAUGA
This is a messenger RNA of Coniosporium apollinis CBS 100218, 417 nucleotides long. RefSeq lists its product as uncharacterized. Bases 1 to 417 code for a protein of 138 amino acids. NCBI's taxonomy places the organism in Eukaryota, Fungi, Ascomycota, Dothideomycetes. The transcript is spliced from 2 exons. The record is from RefSeq and is a predicted model, not a curated record.